Naumovozyma castellii is the source of this 2796-nucleotide messenger RNA. RefSeq lists its product as uncharacterized. The record is from RefSeq and is a predicted model, not a curated record. The coding region runs from base 1 to 2796 and encodes 931 amino acids. Lineage: Eukaryota; Fungi; Ascomycota; Saccharomycetes; Saccharomycetales; Saccharomycetaceae. The transcript has a single exon.
AUGGACACUAUUGAGAUUGAAAAUGUGGCCCCAGAGCUGGUGGAAUACAAGGAAUCGGAUUACACAUUGCAGGUUAUUCCGGGAUUUUUCCAGAACCAAGAGGUAUACAUAAGGGACCCAUUGCUUAUGAUCCACAACAGAGCUCAAUUGAAUUACCUAGAACUCUCUAAAAAUAAGACGAUGAAUGUGAAGACAAGAGUGCAAUGGAAGAAAAAAAUACAAGAAAUGGCUAAGGAUUUUUAUCAGAUUAACCAACGUUUGUUACCAAAUACAGCAAAGAAACCAUCGCUUUCAGCUGUUGCUAAUUACUUUAAUAUGUCAAGAAGAACGUUGAAUCGUCACGUCAAGACAGUUUUGCCUUUGGUGACUCCCCCAAAGAAUGGGGGCAUGUCCCUUGAUGGUGAUGCACUGACUAUUUCUGAAAAUAGCUUGCUUGUCAUUCCAGGGCAUUUUCGUAAUCAACCAGUUUAUAUACCUGAUCCAAAAAUGGUUUAUGACGAGGUAUCAUUAAAUUAUUCUGAAGUUAAUAAGGACAAGAGUCUUUUAUCCAGUGAACAAUUAGAAUUAAAGAAAAACAUAAUAGAAAUGGCAACCACAUUCUGGAAGGUUAACCAAGAUCUUCUGCCGACGAACUCAAAGAAGCCUACAAUAUCAGCAGUGGCGAAAUACUUUCAUAUCCCCAGACAAACAUUCGAUGAUCAUAUAAAAGGAUUCCAUAGGAAUAGUGCCAUAUUCGGUGCUUCAUCCAGACCGCUGUUAGAUAAUAAUGAGCUUCAAUUAAUAAAAGCAAACUUAAAAAUGGCUUCUAAUAAUGGAUGUCCCAUCCCGGCAACAGAAGAUGAUAUGAAGUACCGAAUUGAACGAAUAUUGGAAAAGAAAAGGAGGGGGUUGAAGGAAAUCGAAAUGGUAAAUGAAUUGAUUGAUAAAUGGAAAGAAGCGGAUAAAGAUUCUAUUCAAGGCGAAAAUUAUAAAGUUUACGACUCAUUAGAACAAUUAAAGAGGAUUUUAAUUUCAGGUAUCUCUAUCCAGUCAUUGAACUUCAACCCCAUUGAAUAUCUAAAAUUAAAGAGGACGUUUGAGCACUUAAAUAGCAUAAGAAGUACCUACCAGAACAAUUUAAGUGGGAAACCUUUGAAUACCGUUAGUAAAAGAACAAUUACAAGGAUAAGAACUAAAUUAGGACUUUCGCAACAAUAUAUCAAUAAUAAUUCAACGGGAGAUUCUAAUAAAAGGAGAUUGACAAAGAUUGGUGAUAUCGAGAAAAUUGAAUGGUUAAAAUCACACGUUUUCUUUAAAGAAGAUUUUCAAAAAUAUGGUACUAAUGUUUGGAAUUGCGAUAUAUUAUCAUUUCAUAUAGGGAAUGUAGGUGAAAGAUUCCGUUCAAAACAAUUAAGAGAAGAGUUCAACAAAAAUGUUCUUACAAAUGAUAUAAACGAAGAAAGAACAAGCUCAAAGGAAACAGCUGGGGCUAAAGUGGAAGCCAAAAAGAUAGCGUCAGAAAUAGCAAGUGCUGAUCCUAUUGUAGAAGAAGAAAAUACAAACACACCUAUAGGUCCAAAUCUAACUGCUAUUGAUAAACUAUUGUUAGACGAAGAUGUGCAUAAUAUAGCUGAGUCACAUAUAGAACCUUCAAUCUCGGAUGAAUUAUCUCCAGAGUUGAUUGAAUUGGAUGGUACCAAUCUUGACGCCCAAAAACUCGCAGAUAAUGAUGAAUCUAUGACGGUAGCUAAGGAAACAGAAAGUGCUGGUAUUAAUACGGAAAAUGAACUAGGUUUAGAAGUAGAGAAUUCAAAUGAUGAGCAUGAGAACUCACCUGGUCCUCUAAUGCCCGAUCAACUUUCUUUGCUUUACACCAUUUCAAUGAAUGGGGAAGUGUUAGAACCUAAUGUCUUAUUGAAUGGUCCAAAACAAAAUUCCGAAUUUGGAUCAAUUCCGUCGUAUCUUUUACAUGAUUGGAUUAUUACAAAAGGAAAUGAAGAUAGAGAGUUAAAUGGAAUGUUGCUAAACUAUUUAGAGAAAUGUUUCCAUCCACAAACAGUUGAAAUACUAAACAGUCAAGGAUUGAAUUACAAUAGCACCAGUAGGCUAUUAGUACUAAAUUCGGGUAUAUUUGAGAUAAAUGAUGACAUAAUUAGAUUUCUCAAUGAUUAUAACAUUGAUUUGUUAAUUAUACCAAUGACCUCUGCAGGGUUUUUGCAACCUAUUGAUUUUGGCCUUUAUAAUAUCCUCCAAUCUGAACUAAGGAAAACUAACAGAAUGUGGUUUAAUGAUCAUUGUUUGCUUCCACCUGGAAUGACAUCUAUGAAUAACGCAUUGCGGCCGGGUGUUAUGUCAAUGGUACAGCAACUAGAACUACUGUAUGGUAUACAUAACCGGUUACCUCAAAGGAUUGUAUUAUUUAAGGAAAUGAUUAAACAAUCGUUUUCUCGUAUUAUCCAAUUUGAUGAAAAUGGAAAUGCUGAUAGAGAUAAGUUGGCUCAAUUUGUAGAUCGUUGUGAAAACGCUGCCAAAUAUACGUUCAUGUUAAAUAAUGAUGAAGAACAAAGUGGCAAUGAAGAAGAUGACUAUUCAGCUUUGAAUAAUGACGAUAAGGGAAAGAGGAACAAUAAGAAUAAAGUGAGGUUUCAUAAAGUUACUUUUACUGAUAAUGGUAAGGAGGUUAACCCCUCACAAGAUAAUACAGAUUAUGCUGUUAGACUAGCUACCAUUGUUAAGAACAAUAUGUCCAACAACGAUGGUAUAAGUCCCUUUCUUCAAAACGUUGAUGCUGAUGCACUCCAUCGUACGGAAGACUGA